Messenger RNA from Ylistrum balloti, 552 nucleotides. Its product is annotated as adenylate cyclase 1-like. NCBI's taxonomy places the organism in Eukaryota, Metazoa, Mollusca, Bivalvia, Pectinida, Pectinidae. Gene Ontology annotation, cellular component: cytoplasm. The coding region runs from base 1 to 552 and encodes 183 amino acids. Gene Ontology annotation, biological process: cyclic nucleotide biosynthetic process; intracellular signal transduction. The transcript has a single exon. Gene Ontology annotation, molecular function: adenylate cyclase activity. The record is from RefSeq and is a predicted model, not a curated record.
AUGGCGGUGUUUGGAAUUUUUGAGUCUGAUGAGACUGAACAUAAUACCAAAAACAGUGCUGAACUAGCAUGUUAUGCCGCUCUAAAAAUACAGCUUUUACAUACUUGGGUAAACGAUCGUAUUAAGAAAAAGGGCAUUCCUAUUGUCUUUAAGACAAGGAUUGGUAUUAAUUCAGGUUCUGGGCUUGUAGGUAUGAUUGGUUCUAAUGAGAGAUUAAACUACACCUCUAUAGGAGACGCUGUGAAUCUUGCAAGUCGCCUAGAAGGAUUAAAUAAGCAGUUUAAUACCAGUAUUAUUAUUUCAGAAUCUACUAUGCAAAUGCUAGGGCCUGCAUUUAAGUUUCGAAAACUUGGUACAGUUUCGGUAAAAGGCAAGGAAGUCCCGUCAUCUAUUUACCAUUUGUAUGGAUACUCAAAAAAGAAAGAGGAAGAAGCAUUAGCUGCUGCCUCCGACGAAAAAACAACUGAGCAAUCUAACGUACCUAGCGUAGUAGCUGAAAAUAAUAGCGUGGAAGACACAACAUACGGAGCCAGUGAUGUCGGGCAAGCAUAA